Molecule: messenger RNA, 2606 nt
Organism: Medicago truncatula (barrel medic)
Lineage: Eukaryota; Viridiplantae; Streptophyta; Magnoliopsida; Fabales; Fabaceae
Product: G-type lectin S-receptor-like serine/threonine-protein kinase CES101
Exons: 7
Coding region: 116-2473 (785 amino acids)
Biological process (GO): protein phosphorylation
Cellular component (GO): plasma membrane
Molecular function (GO): protein serine/threonine kinase activity; ATP binding
Source: RefSeq, a predicted model, not a curated record
AAAGAUAAAGUUGAUUUGACAUUAACAUUGUGAACCAGAAGAAAUUCUGUAAAGGGUCUAAAAUCAGUUGUAUCAAAUUUCCAACCAAAGUUGUUUUAAACAAUAUUCAUCAAACAUGAUAAGCUUUGAAAUCAAGAAACAAGUUGUAUUGAUAUACUUAUGGUUGUGGUGGAUUACUUCUACUAACAUUUGUGUUAAUGCAACAAAUGAUAGUUUGAAGCCAGGUGAUACAUUGAAUUCCAAAUCCAAGCUAUGUUCUAAACAAGGCAAGUUUUGUCUUCAAUUUAGCAAUAAUUCCAUUGGUUCUGAUUUCCCAUGCUUGUUUAUAAGUGUUAAUGUUGAUUAUGGCACAGUAGUGUGGAUGUAUGAUAUAAAUCAUUCCAUUGACUUUAAUACAUCAGUUUUAUUACUAGACUACUCUGGUGUGCUCAAAAUAGAAUCUCAAAAUAGGAAAUUACCAAUAAUCAUUUACUCUUCACCUCAACCUACCAACAACACUAUGGCCACUAUUUUAGACACGGGUAACUUUGUGCUUCAACAACUUCACCCAAAUGGGACAAAGAGUAUAUUAUGGCAGAGUUUCGAUUAUCCCACAGACGUAUUGAUCCCAAUGAUGAAGUUGGGAGUUAAUCGAAAAACUGGACAUAAAUGGUCAUUGGUUUCAGAUAAAUUUAAUCUUGAAUGGGGACCAAAAGAAGGAGAAUUGAACAUCAAGAAAAGCGGCAAAGUGUAUUGGAAAAGCGGAAAACUUAAAAGCAAUGGAUUAUUCGAGAAUAUUCCGGCCAAUGUUCAAAAUAGGUAUCAGUACAUUAUUGUCUCUAACAAGGAUGAAGAUUCUUUCACGUUCGAAGUUAAAGAUGGGAAGUUUGCACAAUGGGAACUAAUCUCGAAAGGGAGGUUAGUAGGUGAUGAUGGAUAUAUUGCUAAUGCAGAUAUGUGUUACGGAUAUAGUGAUGGAGGAUGCCAAAAAUGGGAGGAUAUACCAACUUGCAGGGAACCUGGUGAGGUGUUUCAGAAAAAGGCGGGAAGACCAAGCAUUGACAAUUCAACAACGUUUGAAGAGGAUGUGACUUAUAGUUACAGUGAUUGCAAGAUGAGAUGUUGGAAAAAUUGUAAUUGCAGUGCAUUCCAAGAAUAUUAUGAUAAUGGGACUGGAUGUGUAUUCCAUUCAUGGAAUUCGACACAAUAUGUUCAGGUGGUUGCGGAUACCUUUUACAACUUGGUAAAGCCAACAAAAUCAGCUCCGAAUUCCCAUGGUGUUAAAAGGUGGAUAUGGAUAGUUUCUGCAAUCACAAUUGCUUUACUCAUAUUAUGCCCACUCAUUUUAUGCCAAGCCAAAAAGAAAAAAAAACAUGCACUACAAGAUAAGAAAAGUAAAAGAAAGGAAGGUAAGAGCAUUGAUUUGGUCGAAUACUAUGAUAUCAAAGAUCUUGAAGAUGACUUCAAGGGACAUGAUAUAAAAGUUUUUAACUUUGCAUCAAUCUUGGAAGCAACUAUGGACUUUUCCCCUGAAAACAAGUUAGGACAGGGAGGCUAUGGACCCGUUUAUAAGGGAAUCUUGGCAACAGGGCAAGAAGUUGCUGUAAAAAGACUUUCGAAAACAUCUGGACAAGGAAUUGUGGAAUUCAAAAAUGAAUUGGUACUUAUAUGUGAACUUCAGCACACAAAUCUUGUACAACUACUUGGUUGUUGCAUUCAUGAAGAAGAAAGGAUUCUAAUUUACGAAUAUAUGCCUAACAAAAGCUUGGAUUUCUACCUAUUUGAUUGUACAAAAAAGAAGUUUCUAAAUUGGAAAACACGUUUCAACAUAAUAGAAGGAAUUUCUCAAGGAUUACUCUAUCUUCAUAAGUACUCAAGACUCAAAAUUAUUCACAGAGACUUGAAAGCUAGCAACAUACUUCUUGAUGAGAAUAUGAACCCAAAAAUUUCUGAUUUUGGUAUGGCAAGAAUGUUUACACAACAGGAAUCCACAGUAAAUACCAACCGGAUUGUUGGGACUUAUGGAUACAUGUCUCCAGAAUAUGCCAUGGAAGGAGUUUGUUCUACAAAGUCUGAUGUCUAUAGCUUUGGAGUGUUGCUGCUUGAAAUUGUUUGUGGAAGAAAAAAUAAUAGCUUCUAUGAUGAUGAUCGUCCACUAAAUCUAAUCGGACAUGCAUGGGAGCUAUGGAAUGAUGGUGAGCAUCUACAGUUACUGGAUCCAUCUUUAAGUGACACAUUUGUUCCUUAUGAAGUGCAAAGGUGCAUUCAUGUUGGUCUCUUAUGUGUAGAACAUUAUGCAAAUGAUCGACCUACAAUGUCUGAUGUUAUAUCAAUGUUAACAAACAAAUAUGAACUCACAACCUUACCAAGAAGACCAGCAUUCUAUGUUAGAAGAAAUAUCUUUGAGGGGGAAACAACUUCCAAAGGGAAAGACACCGACACCUAUUCUACGACAACAAUUUCUUCCUCAUGUGAAGUAGAAGGGAAAAUAUAAGUAAUAAAAAUCACCUGAAUAUGGAUUUUGUUUAUGAAAUAUACUCAUUUUCUGUGUCUGUAAAAGUAUACUCGCAAUGUUCUGUUUAAUGUGUAUUUUUUCAUGGUAGUUCUCGUUAAUAUAUUUUAGUCUA